Messenger RNA from Marmota monax (woodchuck), 2411 nucleotides. Its product is annotated as transmembrane protein 135-like. Lineage: Eukaryota; Metazoa; Chordata; Mammalia; Rodentia; Sciuridae. Bases 68 to 1444 code for a protein of 458 amino acids. The record is from RefSeq and is a predicted model, not a curated record. The transcript has a single exon.
GCGCGCGUGCCGCUCGGCCCCGAGCCCCAGCUGUCCCCCUCCCGGCCCCUCCGCGCUUCUCCUCGUCAUGGCGGCCCUCAGCAAGUCCAUCCCUCAUAACUGCUACGAGAUCGGCCACACUUGGCACCCUUCCUGCCGGGUCUCCUUCCUGCAGGUCACUUGGGGCGCCCUGGAGGAGUCCCUGAAGAUCUAUGCCCCCCUGUACUUGAUUGCAGCAAUUCUCCGGAAACGAAAAUUAGACUAUUAUUUGUACAAACUACUCCCUGAGAUCCUACAAUCCGCUUCAUUUCUGACUGCUAAUGGGGCCUUGUAUAUUACUUUCUUCUGCACUUUAAGGAAGAUACUUGGAAAAUUCUACUCAUGGACUCCUGGCUUUGGUGCCGCUUUACCAGCAUCUUAUAUGGCCAUUCUAAUUGAAAGAAAAAGCAGGAGAGGGCUGCUCACAAUUUAUAUGGCCAACUUGGCUACAGAAACACUAUUUAGAAUGGGUGUGGCAAGAGGAGCCAUCACAACAUUAAGAAAUGGAGAAGUCCUUUUGUUCUGCAUAACAGCAGCCAUGUACAUGUUCUUUUUCAGGUGCAAAGAUGGUUUGAAAGGAUUUACAUUUUCUGCACUUGGGUUCAUUGUAGGCAAGGAAGAAAUUCCCACACAUUCUUAUUCACCAGGGGCAGCAUAUGCAAAAGUGGAACAAAAGAGAGAGAAACACGAGGAAAAACCAAGAAGAAUGCAUAUAAUUUCUCUAGUUAGGAAACUUGUGAAUUUAAUAUGCAAGCAUGGACCAAGGCAUAGAUGUUGCAAACACUAUGAAGAUAAUUGUAUCUCUUAUUGCAUUAAAGGUUUCAUCAGAAUGUUUAGCGUGGGAUACUUGAUCCAGUGCUGCCUGCGAAUCCCCUCUGCAUUUAGGCAUCUGUUUACAAAGCCAUCCCGGCUACUUUCUCUCUUCUACAAUAAAGAAAACUUCCAGCUUGGAGCUUUUCUUGGUUCUUUUGUUAGUAUAUACAAGGGUACUAGUUGCUUUCUGCGUUGGAUCAGAAACCUGGAUGAUGAACUACAUGCUAUUAUAGCUGGAUUUUUGGCGGGUAUAUCAAUGAUGUUUUAUAAAAGCACAACAAUUUCCAUGUAUUUAGCUUCCAAACUGGUAGAGACAAUGUAUUUCAAAGGCAUUGAAGCAGGGAAGGUUCCCUAUUUUCCUCAUGCAGAUACUAUUAUGUAUUCCAUCUCUACAGCAAUUUGUUUCCAGGCAGCUGUCAUGGAAGUUCAGACCUUGCGACCGUCUUACUGGAAGUUCCUUUUAAGGCUCACCAAGGGCAGAUUUGCUGUCAUGAAUCGAAAAGCCCUGGAUGUUUUUGGUACUGGUGCAUCUAAACACUUUCAGGGUUUUGUCCCCAGAUUGGAUCCAAGAUAUACAGUUGUAAAACCGGAGUUACCGAUAGAGUUUUCAUGAAGAUGGCUAUAAUUUAUUAAUGUGACUAUAUUUCAUCAUUAUAUCCUGAAGAGUUAAUUAUGUUGAAUACAAAGAAGGGGGCCCAGCUCGAACUUCAGUGUUAUUUCAAUGAGAGAGCUUUUUUGUUUUGUUUUGUUUUUCUUACCAAUCAGAAAUACAGAAGCUUUUUAGGAAGGUGUUGCUUAAUAAUUAAGCUUCCUCUGUAGCCAGAAUCUGAUUCUGGAUCACUGUAGUGGUUGACAUUGUGAUAUAUUAUUGAUUAAAUUAUGUCCAUAAACGAUAUUGAAUUAUCUAUAUAGAAAUGUAAUAACAAGAGUACACUUAAAAUUACUUAAAAGAGUCUUUAGUUCAUUCCAAUAUAAUUCUUGGUUUAAACUAAGAAUAUUUCUCAUUUUAGGAUUUACAAAGGAUCACGGGUACGUGGAUUUGGUCUGUGAUUAUUUUUAAGUUUUGAAUUGGUAUUUGUAGUAGUAGAAUGUUAUAGAUUUGAAGAAAUUCUCCAUAUACAAUGCUGCUUUAGUAUAGAGCAAUGUAAUUGGAGAAAAGUGGCCAUUCUUACUUCAGGGAUGCAAAGAUGGGUUUUAUACCAUUGGGGUAAAUGUCGUGGUAUCCAUGCUCUUUUUUCAACUAGUAACACCAUCUCUCUCCAUGACCAGUAGGGCUGUUUGGCAGCCCAGUAAACCUACAUACUAAUGGCAGGUUAGGAACAAAUGAAAAUUUACACAUGUGUUUUAAUCUUUUACAAUAGCAUUACACUUGAAUAUUUAAAAACAAAUAUUUAAAAACAAAUCUUUUAAACCUCCUAUAGAUAUAUUGUGUUUGUUGUCAUUUAUAGAAGCUGAAUUGUUUAUAACUCAGUUUGUAUGCCAUUGUUUUAGAAAGGAUCAAAAUCCUAUGGAACAAAAGAAGUUUUUCGAAGUUUAGCAGUGUUUUACCCUGUCAACUGUUUCACUUAAAUAAUAGAUGU